Hymenoscyphus albidus is the source of this 1029-nucleotide messenger RNA. Lineage: Eukaryota; Fungi; Ascomycota; Leotiomycetes; Helotiales; Helotiaceae. The record is from the annotation of a GenBank genome assembly.
AUGAUCACCAGCCAGGAAGUUUUCGAUAGAGUUGAGGAUUACGGGAUUCUCGAUUUUUACUCCAUCAAGACAAACUAUUCUCGUAAUGUGCAAUAUAUAUUCAAUAACCCAUCCAACCAGAGUGAUCUUACAUACCAAAUCCUCCGAAACUGAAGGCAGGUCCUCGAAGUCUUUUCAAAAUGCAAAAUCACCAAAGAGGAUGAUAGAUUGCCAGCUAUAUCUGGCGUGGUGAAGAAGUUUGAGGAGAUGUUACGGGAUAGGUAUCUCGCUGGUCUUUGGUUGGGUCAGUUGCAUACUGAACUUCUAUGGCGGACUAGAACAAGAGCUCGUAACCGUCCACCACGUCGGACUUCUUCUUAUGUUGCACCUUCUUGGUCUUGGGCUUCGCUGAAUGCGGAGAUUUUUCUCUUUGACUCGAUUAGAGAUAGAACGGAUGUGUAUUUUGCUGAAAUCCUUCAGGCUAAUGUGGAGCCUGUUGGUGACGACCAUACGGGGCAGCUUAGAGGAGGGUUCAUACGAUUGAUUGGGGCUCUGCAGCAUGUAAUGGUGUCUAAAGCCCCGACCCCAGAAGAAUUACCAUUGCUUGCGUUUUGCAAUCUCGUUGAGCGAAAUCUUCAAAGUGAGAGCGUAUCACGGAAUGGCACGGGUCAGGAUAUUAUAUAUGGACAUAUUGACGUCGACGAUAUGGCAGGGGUUAAUGAGCAAUUCCUCUUCCUCCCAUUACUUUCAACCUAUGGGGAUUGCCAUGGAAUCCUAGUCCGGGAAACAGCGGAUGCCGGAAUAUUCACACGAGUUGGAAUGGCAAGGACAAGAGACACACCCGACAGCAGGUACGAUUAUAUAUCAGACUCCCCCAAUUGGCAAAAGAAUGUGGCAAAAAUGCGUAUAGACUAUUAUGCUCGAAAGAAAGAAGCGUACGAGAAUCAGGACUGCACGAAAAAGGGACCUCACAAUCUCUUCCUCGGAGAACCAGAAGUACCUCCCCAGGGUUUGGUCCGAUUGGUGCCACAGGAGAUUACCAUCAUAUAA